ACACGCGCCGUGUCGUGUUGUUUACAUCAAGACCUUGAGGAGAAGAAGACGGCGAAAAUAUUGCAUAUGAAUACUUGGAAACUACAAGCUUUUGCUUAUCAGUGUAUCUCAAAGAUAAAAAUGUUUAUUUGAAUUUUAGUAAUUUUCAUUCGUUUGAUAGCUCUUUGGUAUUUUUCAAUCACUCGCGUUUAUUUUGGCCAUCAGUGUCAUGGCUGGAACUGAGGGGUACCGAGGUGGAGGCAAUGGUGGAGGCCGAUACAAUGGUGGUGGAGGGGGCCGAUAUGAAGGAGGUGGUGGUGGGAGGUAUGAUGGUGGCAGAUAUGAUGGUGGUGGGGGUGGUGGAGGUCGUUAUGAUGGCCGUUACAAUGAUCGAGGAGGAGGAGGAGGGGGUGGUGGUUAUGACAGACGACAACCCAAGCCUAUGCCCACUGAGCCGCCAUUCACAGCAUAUGUAGGGAAUCUGUCCAUCCAAUCAGUGCAGGGAGAUGUUGAGCAUCUCUUCGAGAGUGAGGGACUGAAAACAAAGAAUGUACGAAUGGUUCAUGACAGGGAGACGGGUAACUUCAAAAGAUUCUGCUAUGUGGAAUUUGAGGAUGGAGCCGACCUGGAGAAGGCAUUAGAACUUGACGGCGCUCAAUACAUGGAGUGCUCCAUUAGAGUUGAUAUUGCUGAUCAACCCAAGGGCCGAGGUGAUCGAGAUGGUGGUUUUGGGGACCGAGGGCGUGGCAGAGGCCGAGGUAGAGAAGACUACGGCGGCCGUAGAGAUGAUUUCCGUGGUGGCCAUGGCGGUGGUGACUGGGGCCCAGGCGGCGGUGGAAGGUACCGUGACGGCGGUCCUGGUGGCAUUCGCGGUGGGUUCAACGAUCGAGGAGGUGGUGGCUUCGGCGGCGGUGGUGGAUACGGUGGGGGACGGUUCUCUGGUGGAGGCGGUGGUCCCGACUUCGGUGGUGGGAGACGCGAGCGGCGGGACAGCGACCGUUCCCGCAAUGCCGAGGAAUUCCGGGAGCCAACUGCCGAGGACGUGGCCAACAGACCCAGGUUGAAGCUGUUGCCGCGCACCGUCAAGGAUCCCAUCAACCAGAUCGCUGCUGCUACCUCCAACGCCAGCAUCUUCGGCGAGGGCAAGCCUCGGGACGAGACCAAGUUCUCAGCCAAGCCGUGAGCGUCUCCCAUAUCCCUUGAUGGUAUGGAAUUCAGGCGCCCGCACUUCGUUCAAGAGACGUCUCCUCAUCUCUGCGCCUGAAGCGUCAGACCUACAGACUUUCCCCAAUUACUAACUUGAAGCCCUCCUGACAUCUUGGUGACAUCUUCUCACAGAAAUAAUAGCUCUAUGUAUGGAAAUUAAUAUCGGGUUUUAGUCUCAACGUUUCUUGCCAUGAUGGUCAGUUUUUUACUAACUCUUGAUUGGCGUAUAGGACGCUACUGAGUCUAUAUUUUGCACUGCCGUUUACUGCUACUCAUUUAUGUCAGAUUACAUUGAGUUGAAAGAAGCCAUGUCAUGAUUUUGCCUAGAGACUAUCUAGGAAACAAGAAGCUUUCUCCUGAUGUUCAGGCUUUUCUAUUCUGAAAAUCCUAACCAUUUCUCGAACAGCUAUCUGAUAAUUUUGCGACUCUUUUAUCUACUAACUUUUUUUGAGAUGUACUCUCACUGCUGGCGUGUGGGGCUUCUGUGUGUUCCGCUUUUCCAUUGAAUUGAAGUUUUAGAGUUGUUUUGUUGAUGUCUCGUAAUAAUAUCUCUUGACGGUAAGUCAAGCCCGAAUAACCGUUGAUUAUCUCGUUUUUAAAUCCUGUAAGCGCGUGCUGCCACGUUCUUAGUGACAACAGUUGCCGGCAUGUCUGCUACUUUGAGCCCUUCUUUUCGUAAACUUAAGAUUAACUGAUUUCUUAAUAUCUCCAUCAUCGCUCAUGAUUUUAAAUUACUUGGUUUACCUUAUAACAGUGGAAACUGCUUUCGCGGACUUGGAAACCUUGUCGAAAGUUUCCUGUGUCAUGUGGUGUAGAGAAUGAAUGAAAUUCGCUUAAACGAUUGAUACUUUAUAUUGUACGUUGUACGACCCGCCGUCUGGGGCUGCUAGCGUCAUGGCUGGAGGAGAUACACGCGCGUACUAGCUAUUAUCCUUCAAGUCUAGAUAGUAGCUAUUCUCACUACGUUCCUAUACACUUCCCACAACUUUCUGUGCUUGUAUUUUUUUUCUUGAAUUGCAGACUAGAUUGGACUAGAAGUCCUAGGUUCACGUGUUUCUUGAUGCUUUUGACACUUCAAAAACACGACUGGUACCGGCGCGCGCUCGCGUCGCAGGUAUCACUUUAACAUGGAACAUUUUUUUAAAUUUCAUAACGCAGCCACUGAUUGGAAACUUGGGUUGUUCUGAGAACUUCUUUUAUAUAGAUUGCUGCCCGGCGUUCAUUCAUUCUCUGUUCUUCCUACCUCACUUUCUUUGUUGGAUUUUGUCAAAAUAGGCACUAAUGAAGGGAAGAUUUAUGCAGAAAAAUUGAAUGGUGGCAGCACAGCCCAUGAGAAAGGGCUUUAAAACAUAGCCCAAUCGCUCUCGUUCUCGACCACACUACUAUUCAGGCAUUCACUCGGGAACAUGAAGUGACAACGUUCUCAUUCCAAACUAUAAUUUGGUGAGUAUAUGAAGUGUCAUCCAAUAGAAUUAUUCAUUUGAAAACGAGCUGCUAAGACACGGAAACUGGUCGAGAUCCAGAAGUUUGGCUGUAGCUGACGUUUAGCUUCUAAGACUUGUUUGGCUCUGAGCAUCAUUUGAGCUCAUUUAAAUCCUUUGCUUUUCUCCUGGAACUCGCUAGCUGUCAUCCUAUUGUCUUGCUUCACUUUCGAUCAGUUGUUGCCUUAACUAGAAACAUCGGAAUCGACUGUGAAAUGUAAUAUACAGUUUAAAAAGUUCAAAUCUUAUUCUAGUACUAAUUCUAUAGUGUAUAGAAGUAUUCGUCUAGAGAAGAUUUAGAUACGUCGAGGCGAAUGGUGGAGUUUUGAGGCGCUUGCUCUCGCUCCGCUUCCCAAGUUAUUAAUGCAGCAUAAAUCUUAGGUAUUUGUUCCUCAUUAUUUAAGGUGCUCAGUUGAAGGAACCUCUUCUCUCUUUCUUUAAUAUCUGCGGCUGUUUUGGAGCGUCCAUAUUGUUUGAAAACUAUUUGCUUGGAACUUGGGGGUUUGCUUAUCUUCUCUCUCUCUAAAUCAUCAAUAUAUAGAAUAGUUGUAUUUAGUUGUAACCUGGUUUACGUGCGCUUUACGACCUUAACGCUCCGUCUUUGAACCACUAUACCGGAUUAGCUGUGCCAGUAUCCCAAUUCUAUGGAACGAAAUGUGAUUUUUUUUCUUGCUAUCGGGAUUUCUUGAUUGGUGGAAUUAGUUGAAGGUGUCGAAUCUAUCCAGUGUUUUUGUAUCGGCAUUAGUAUAAUUAUUUUUUUACAUUAAAUCAAAUCAACAUGGGACGAGGAGACUCGUGUUCAUGUGUUUAACGCAACUAUAAUUUGCCUUGCCUCGAAUCUAAUCCGGCAUGCACUAUAUUUUGUGCCGUUGGUCCGCAAGCUUUUUUUUACAAUUGUUCCUAAAAGUAACCAUUGCUCAGCAGCAGGCGAGUGUCUUAGCCUCGUGUAGGACAUCCAUAGCUUGCGUUUCAUGGUCGUGGAUUGUAAAUUAGGGAGUCGACGGAUUGGGUGUCAUGCUCGUUCUCUGCUCUAAUCUUUGGUCUGAUGAUUUUUAGUUGAGUUUCAGUGAAUUUCUGGUUUGCGUGUGCGUGGAGAAGUUUACCUCCUGUUUAGUGUGUUAGUGCACAGCUGAGACUGCUAAGUAUCUGGGGUUAAUAAUUUGUCUAAGAUCACUGUACUAUAGUACUAUGCGUCCUGUUUUCAAUACUUUCAACUUCUUGUAAAGAGACUAGCGAUCUAAGGUUGGUGUGAGUACUCGCGUUAGUUCCAAUUUAGUCUCCGUAAUUCAUCAUGACUGUCGUGAUAUCAUCUUUUUGUUGAGCGGCCAAUCGUUGCUGCGGUGCGAAGUGUAGACUUUCGUACUCCAUUAAAAAAUCCAUAAAAAUGCAAAAGAAAAAAAUCGAUAAAGAAGUCAUUUCUAACUUUUGCCUAUGAUAAGUGGAACGCAUUUUGCAUAGUCAGUGUUGUUUAGUAAUAAAUAUGAUACGAU
Messenger RNA from Hyalella azteca, 4156 nucleotides. RefSeq names its product eukaryotic translation initiation factor 4H. NCBI's taxonomy places the organism in Eukaryota, Metazoa, Arthropoda, Malacostraca, Amphipoda, Hyalellidae. The record is from RefSeq and is a predicted model, not a curated record. The transcript has 7 exons. Gene Ontology annotation, molecular function: RNA binding. Bases 209 to 1162 code for a protein of 317 amino acids.